This is a messenger RNA of Bathycoccus prasinos, 1110 nucleotides long. RefSeq lists its product with no specific name. Lineage: Eukaryota; Viridiplantae; Chlorophyta; Mamiellophyceae; Mamiellales; Bathycoccaceae. The record is from RefSeq and is a predicted model, not a curated record. The transcript has a single exon. The coding region runs from base 1 to 1110 and encodes 369 amino acids.
AUGUUGAAAGACACCGAAAACGACGACUUCGAACCAUCAGACAUAACAGAUUCUCUCGGCGGCUUUACGUUGAACAUAAUCGCUCGCGACUCAGCUAAGCUACCCAAAGUAAUCAUAAAAACAGAUUCCAAUGAAGGUUGCGUAGAUUCCUUCACGAAUGCAAAACCUGGCAUGCUCACGCUUCGGGCUCCUAUGGAUGCGAGUGUUAUCACUCCAUUGACAACAGUAGCGAUCGAAAUUGCGAGUGUUUAUUUGAUCACGGUCGAAAGAGCCGCAGAGCUCAUUUUGGAAUCCAUAGGUUUAGCCGAGGAAAGUAUCGACUCGGAUUUAAUAUUCAAAAUCGAUCCCUUUCAAAAGCUCGUCAUCGAUGGCGACGAUUCAAUAGCAACGGUUGCGUACGCCUCGGUUAACGUGGCAAAUGCUAUUUCUAUGAUUUCUUCUUUAUUGUAUGGCGCCGGGACCUCGAGCAAAGCAGAAGCAGAAGCGGCGACUCUUUUGGCGUUUGCAAAACGUAUCGGUGACACGAACCUCGUGUUACGCAAAAAGAGAAGAAUACUUUUAAAAAAGUAUACGAAGAGAUUGAACGUGAGUGAUUCGUCCGAUAUUAGCUCGAUCAUAUCUUCGGCCGUAUCCGUCGUUUCCCGGACGAGUCCGGAUGUUCGCGUGGAUACUGCUGCGAAGAAUGCUGUCGCCCAAGCGUCUGCAUCAGCCUCGUCGUAUUUGCUCUCCACGAAUACAACUUCAGAAUCUUACAGCGGCGAAGCUAUUUCAAAAAUUUGCGCGGCGGCAGUCAAAGUUUUGCAAGAUCCAGAGCUUUUGGAAGCCAUCUUCGAUUUAGGCAGAGAUGCCGAAACGAUGGAGGAGUCGACUUUGAUACGGGAUUUGCAGAGUAGCGCGACAAUGUCGGCGAAGUACGAAACGGCAAAAGCGAGCGUAUCGGUCGUCAUUCCGCAAUAUCCAUCGCCUCCGUCUCCUCCCCCUCAUCCCCCCCCUCCUUUGACGAUUCCGAUGACCCUUACAAGCAGCGACGCCGUUGCUCCGCCGUUUCCAAAAUGGACGAUAUGGUGGCUCUCGUGCUUAACUCUUACCAUCGCUCUCGCAGCGUCGUAG